AUGGGCGGGCCAACGGGAGGGAAGGAGGCGCACUUAGUGGGCAAGAGCGGCAAGGAAUGUCAAGGCACCGGGAACAGGGCCCGGCGGCACGAGAGGCCCAGGAACCAGGGGGCAAGAAGGGGAAGGGGGGGAGGGGGGGGGAGAGAUGUCAGGUGGGCGCAGGAGCGCCGGAGGGGCAAUAAAAGACAGGCGGGGGCUGGGAGAGGACGUGGUCCAAGGGGGGGGAAGCGGCUGCAUGAACCGACCAAUGAGGCGAAGGGGGGAGGCGGGGGGCUAAAGAAGAACAGAGGCACCCGGCGGGGGGACACCACGGGGCAAGGGCAGCGAGGGAGGGAACGCAUGGCGGCAAACCGGGCCGUCGAGAAGGGGGGGCGAAAGAGUGAGGGGCGCCACAAGGGGGCGACGCCGGACCACCACGACAGGGGACAGGGGAGGAGGCAACAGACGAGAGUCAAGAAGGGGAGGGACAAAAACGGGAAAGGGACAAGAAACUGGACGGGGCAAGGAAGCGGGAGGAGGCGCGAGGGGGCGGACAGACAGCAGGGCAAGACACAAGGGGAGGCACCAGAGAAGGGGGGGGGUGGAAGGCGGGGCACCGACCGGGGAGAACGGGAACAGAAAGCUGGGGGGCACGGAAACAGACGGAGGGAGACGGGGAAGCGGGGGGCACGGCGAGAGGCACGGAAGGACAGGAGCGAGAGGAGUGCCGGGAGGCGGGCGGGCGAGAAGCACAAGGCGGAGAGAAAGAGAAGAGGAAAAGCGGCACGAGCAGAAAGGAGGGAACGAAAGGGCAAACCGGGGACGACGUGA
Nicotiana attenuata is the source of this 810-nucleotide messenger RNA. Its product is annotated as ribosome-binding protein 1-like. The transcript has a single exon. The record is from RefSeq and is a predicted model, not a curated record. Bases 1 to 810 code for a protein of 269 amino acids. NCBI's taxonomy places the organism in Eukaryota, Viridiplantae, Streptophyta, Magnoliopsida, Solanales, Solanaceae.